UGGCAGAGAGGGGUGGAGGACACUGAGUGGAGGCCAGUGGAGGGAUUGGCAGAGAGGGGUGGAGGACACUGAGUGGAGGCCAGUGGAGGGAUUGGCAGAGAGGGGUGGAGGACACUGAGUGGAGGCCAGUGGAGGGAUUGGCAGAGAGGGUGGAGGCCAGUGGAGGGAUUGGCAGAGGGGGGUGGAGGACACUGAAUGGAGGCCAGUGGAGGGAAUGACAGAGGGGGGUGGAGGACACUGAGUGGAGGCCAGUGGAGGGAUUGGCAGAGAGGGGUGGAGGACACUGAGUGGAGGCCAGUGGAGGGAUUGACAGAGAGGGGUGGAGGACACUGAGUGGAGGCCA
Molecule: messenger RNA, 343 nt
Organism: Staurois parvus
Lineage: Eukaryota; Metazoa; Chordata; Amphibia; Anura; Ranidae
Source: the annotation of a GenBank genome assembly